Ostrea edulis (European flat oyster) is the source of this 1748-nucleotide messenger RNA. Its product is annotated as thymidylate synthase-like. Gene Ontology annotation, cellular component: cytosol; mitochondrion. Gene Ontology annotation, biological process: dTMP biosynthetic process. Gene Ontology annotation, molecular function: thymidylate synthase activity. Lineage: Eukaryota; Metazoa; Mollusca; Bivalvia; Ostreida; Ostreidae. Bases 236 to 1303 code for a protein of 355 amino acids. The record is from RefSeq and is a predicted model, not a curated record. The transcript has 4 exons.
GUCGCUAUUUAAAAGUUGGGCUCGAGAAGAAGCAUAUGAUUGGUUUGCAGCCUGAAGCUGCAAACCAAUCAGACAACGGCUUUUAUAUCGGUCGAAAACAAAACUAAACAGUAAACACGCAUGGCGAAGGCAUUAUGGUGUAAAAUUUGUGGCCAAUUAGUACAAGACAGAUACCGUCGAUUGAUUUUCGGGAGUUCGUUUUGCUUGAAGAAACAAUCAGACGAGGAUUUGGGGUAUGAUCCGAAUGAAAAUGAUGGAUUGUCGAACGCCCACCGGGUCAAACGGGGUCAAUGUGGAGUUUUGGCGGAAAUUUAAACCAUUAAAAAAAGUGGCGCCUAAAAAGAACAACAUUGAACACACAGUGAUGACGGAUCCAAAUUCUUGCACUGAAGAAGGGAAUCGUGUGAACGGAAUCAGUCAUGAGGGCUCCAAAUCGGAAAGGCACGACGAGGAACUUUAUUUAGAAGCAGUGCAGCAAGUUAUUGACCGUGGUUAUAGGAAAAGCAACAGGACGGGCAUCGAUACUUUGUCCAUAUUUGGGAUGCAAAUGAGGUACAAUCUCCGUGAGUCUUUCCCACUUCUGACAACAAAGCGAGUAUUCUGGCGCGGCGUGGCGGAGGAACUGUUGUGGUUUGUGCAGGGCUGUACUAAUGGUCGGAAACUCAGCGAAAAAGGCAUUCACAUCUGGGACGCCAACGGAUCUCGUCAAUUUCUGGACAACCUUGGUCUAACACAUCGUGAAGAGGGAGAUCUGGGACCGGUGUAUGGUUUCCAGUGGCGCCACUUCGGGGCAGAGUAUAAGGACAUGCACGCUGAUUACACUGGUCAGGGUGUGGACCAACUGAAAGAGGUGAUUGAGAAGAUAAAGAACAACCCCGAUGACCGACGUAUCAUCAUGUCGGCCUGGAACCCAUGCGAUCUGAACAAGAUGGCGCUUCCUCCUUGCCACGCGUUUGUCCAGUUCUAUGUCUGUAAUGGAGAGCUUUCCUGUCAGCUGUACCAGAGGUCCGGUGACAUUGGUCUGGGUGUCCCUUUCAAUAUCGCCAGUUACUCCCUAUUGACUUACAUGAUCGCCCAUGUCACUGGACUAAAGCCGGGUGAUUUUGUCCACACUUUAGGGGAUGCACAUGUCUAUGUCAACCAUCUAGAGCCGCUCAAGAUUCAGCUUCAAAGAAAACCCAAACCGUUUCCUAAAUUAGUGAUCAAAAGACAAGUAGCGGACAUUGAUGACUUCAAGUUUGAAGACUUUGAAAUUGUGGGGUAUAAUCCUCAUCCUAAAAUCGCCAUGGAAAUGGCUGUAUAAUGCUGAUUUGUCCAGCAUUGUAAUCAUCUAAGUAUUUUAUUCUAGAGAGCACUUUACUUUUCCUUACCACUACAUGUGUGUGUAGGGGAGGCUACUGUGCAGAAAUGUGCUCCAAAUAUGUGUUCUUGAUUCAAGGUCAUCAUCAGCUUGUGCAAUGUUUGAGAUUGUGUUCAUGUGCUAAGAAUUUCUGUAGUCAAUAAUGUGUUCAGUAUACUAGUGAUGUAAUAUGUAUAUGUAUAAUCUUAUGAAAUCUCUUGGAGUGAAAGAACAAAAACAGAGUACUGGUAUUGAUUUAUUUACAUCCUUGAAGACAAAACUAUCAGAAGGCUUGAAUGUGUGAGAGGUUCAAGGUCUAAGUGUGCUAUAUUGCCUUAUUUAGAGGUUUUUUUUGCCUUUGUAAAUUCAGUCUGAUCUCAAGAAAUUGAUAUUAAAUUCAGAAUUUGCA